Frankliniella occidentalis (western flower thrips) is the source of this 1104-nucleotide messenger RNA. RefSeq lists its product as uncharacterized. Lineage: Eukaryota; Metazoa; Arthropoda; Insecta; Thysanoptera; Thripidae. Bases 312 to 839 code for a protein of 175 amino acids. Gene Ontology annotation, biological process: sensory perception of taste. The transcript is spliced from 5 exons. Gene Ontology annotation, cellular component: membrane. The record is from RefSeq and is a predicted model, not a curated record.
GGCAUUCUCUCUCGCCUUCAUCCUGGCGUUUGCUACUAGUAGCUGCAGUGCUGACGGCUGCUUUUGGCGUCUUCCAUUUGGCAUGGGCUAUUGACACGUUUACCGACUCCCAUUUCGCCUUGUGGAACAAGGGUUUCUGGGGAACUGCGUUGUACGCUGUAUUCUUCCUCUUGGGAUGGCACUAUAACCUGGUUUUUGCGACAGUGCUUGUCCCUGUUGUGCUUUUGGCUUCGCUUGUUGCCGAUCUACGCCAGAAUUGUGUAGAGCUUCUCCAGAACGUCAGUAAAAACCCGGACGCAAAAGAUUCGGGGAUGCAAUCGAAUGAGUUCUCUCCAGAGUAUGUGCGCUUGCUUUGGAGAAGUAUGCGCUGCCAAUAUCAAUCUCUGUUCGAUAUCUUUUCUGCAACGCGGAACCUUUUGCAAUGGCAUCUUGUCUAUUUGUCGUUCUCUAGCUGUCUAUCCUCUGCGCUUCAAUUAUCAGACUACAUUAUCUUCUAUAACUCAACAACGCCUCGGAGUCGUUUUCAAUUGGCACAAAUACUAUGUCACGCCGUGCGCUUUGUCAUGCUUUGCCUCGCAUGUCAAAAGUUUCAAUCAGAGAGCAACGAAAUGCGCCAGUCCAUGCUCGCAUACACAUCACAGCUCAGAGAAUUUAACCGAGGCAAUGAGGUCCACAUGUUUGCUGUUCAAAUCAAAUGUCAGCAGAAUGGAAUGUGUACGGUGCUAUGGUCGUUUGACAUUAACUCAGGAACCGCUUUGCAGAUGUUGUCCGCCAUAGUUUCCUAUACUAUCGUCAUGCGCCAGAGUGACAUCCACUUUUAUGAAUCAUAUGAGGAUUAGUUACAAAUUUUUAAAAUUGGUAUCCAGAUCUGGAUACCUUUUAUUGAUUAAAUACAUUGCAACAAAUCUCGAGAUGCCGUUUUGAUGCAAUGUAUUUAAUCAAUAAAAGAAAUUUGGGUACUCGUGCGUUGCUAGAUGUUCUGGAGCACCCGUUUCCCGUUGGGGUCCCUACCUAGCUUCCCGAGCUGAACCAAAAUAGAUUAUUCGUGGCUCCACGGUAAAAACAAUAUCUCAAUUUUUGAGGGAAAAGGGAAAAUUUUGAGGA